Molecule: messenger RNA, 438 nt
Organism: Colletotrichum destructivum
Lineage: Eukaryota; Fungi; Ascomycota; Sordariomycetes; Glomerellales; Glomerellaceae
Exons: 1
Coding region: 1-438 (145 amino acids)
Source: RefSeq, a predicted model, not a curated record
AUGGCGCCAGACAAGCAACGAGAUCAACAAGGAUGGAAACCCGCCUUGCUUGUAGGACGUCUCUUUAACGUUAGCCGAUGCAGAUCCUCGUGGGACUCGGGUGAUACAUCAACAAAACACUACACAUCCAUUGGUUUUGCAGGAUGGAGUGAGGUUUUGGAUCACCUCAGUCUUGAUGCGUUCCGUCUGGCGGCAUCACACCCUCAACACCCAACUAUCGCUCCGGCUCCAUGGACGACCGAGCUUCACGAUGGUGAUGAUCUUUUCGAAUGGGCUGGACCAAACAUCUGGUUCAAAACAACAAAAAUUGCAUCUGAAGUUAAGGGCCGAGACGAGGGAAUUUCUGCUUCACAUGUGGUCUUGAGGGUGAGGAUGAGGAGAGCCGCAUGGCUCGCCCUACGAACUCUAACCAUGGAAAAUAGCAAAUUUACCAUGUGA